Molecule: messenger RNA, 5699 nt
Organism: Thermothielavioides terrestris NRRL 8126
Lineage: Eukaryota; Fungi; Ascomycota; Sordariomycetes; Sordariales; Chaetomiaceae
Exons: 4
Coding region: 258-5546 (1762 amino acids)
Biological process (GO): histone catabolic process
Cellular component (GO): Lid2 complex
Molecular function (GO): ubiquitin-protein transferase activity; chromatin binding
Source: RefSeq, a predicted model, not a curated record
CUUUCUUUUGCACGGGGCGCCGGAUCCGCUGCCGUUUCGUCUUAUGGACCGUCGACUACUGACUGGCCCACUCGUGUCACUUCCCCUUCGGCGGUUUCUGUCACUCCAUGGGAUCUGGCGCCUUCGCCGUGCCCGCGCUUCUACUUUUCCUUUUCACCCACGGGGCCCAAGACUGCGCCCUCACUGCCAUCUCUCGUUGACCGGCAGCGGGGUCCGGUCACGUUUCCGGCAUCUGGCAUUUUCUUUCCCUGCCCACCAUGGCUCAGAAAUCCCAAACAGCGACCCAGUCUGAGGCCCAGGCAAAUUCGGGCAGUCGCACCUCGUCCGCCAAGGAGGGCGCGGGAACACCAAGCUCGGCCAGGCAGUCGGCCAGCUCCACCAGCGCAGGCCCCAACCCGUCUUCGUCGUCGUCGUCGUCCUCCUCCUCCAUCCUACCACGCAUGUCGGACCCGACACCACCAGUCUCAACAGCGCCCGUUCCUGAUUCUUCGCAGCCGCAGCCACAGCCGCCGCCGGAGCCGCAGGCCCAGGCUAUGGAGAAGCCGUCGGCCGUCGGCUCGCAGCCAUCGCCUUAUGGCACGCGGUCACGGAACCGCACCGGCGCGGCACGCCCAAAUUAUGCCGAGGACAAGGACUUUGACCUGGAUCUUUUCGACGUGUAUCCUCGGCGCAAAGACGACGACGCCAAAAAGUCCAGCAGCACUGCCGCGACUGCCAACACUGCCAAGCAACAAGCUGCAUCAUCAACAUCAACGUCGGCAGCAGCGGCCAAUGCGACGCAGGGCGCUCCGCGCGCUGGAAAUGGGUCCUCCAGGAAGCCACUUCCUGACGAGAGCAGGCAGCACAACGGCACCAAGGAUCACCACCCCAACGCAAACCAGCCGUCGACAGCAUCGGCUUCCACCACCACUAACGGCACCACGGCCACAAACGGCACAUCCAAGUCCAAAAAGCGCAAGGCUGCCGACGCCUCCUCAACAGCCAGCGGCAACCAAACGCCGUCGGCCACAAAUGGCGCUUCAAUGUCGCUGGCAUUGCAGAAGCGCCUCGGCGUCAGCGGGCAGGGGAGCGGGAAUGCCACCCCCAGCGGUGCUGGUUACGCCGAGACCAACAUGCUUACCUUUGAGAAAUGCAAGGCGCGACCCACCAAGGACGGGAAAAUGGUGGCCGACGAUGGCACAGUCUUGGAGGUAAACGAUCACGUCUACCUGGUUUGCGAGCCGCCCGGCGAGCCGUACUAUCUUGGCCGCAUCAUGGAGUUCUUGCACGUUAAGAACGACCCGACACUGCCAAUCGAUGCGCUGCGCAUCAAUUGGUACUACCGGCCCAAGGACAUCGGGCGCAAGGUGCAAGACACGCGCCUGGUUUUCGCCACGAUGCACUCGGACAUUAGCCCUCUGACGUCGCUGCGCGGCAAGUGUCAGAUCCGGCACAAGGCCGACAUCGAGAACCUGGCGGACUACAAGCGAACGCCCGACUGCUUCUGGUAUGAGAAGCUCUAUGACAGGUACAUCCAGAAGAAUUACGAGGUGAUCCCGACGAAGCAAGUCAUCAACGUGCCCGAGCACGUCAAGAAGGUCCUGGACGAGCGGUGGAAAUACGUCCUGACGGAGCAGGGCCGCGGCAAGGAGCUGACCAGUGCGGUCAAGACGUGCAAGCGAUGCACCAUGUACUGCGCAAACAACGAUUCGGUGGACUGUGCCGUGUGCCAGAACACAUACCACAUGAACUGCGUCAAGCCACCCCUGCUCAAAAAGCCAAGCCGUGGCUUUGCCUGGUCCUGCGCCACAUGCAGCCGCGCCCAGGAGCGCAAGCUCGAGGCCCGCAACACGCCCAACAUCUCGGAUCUGCAUGCGCAAGCCGACGCCGAGGAGGAUGAGCCGCUCGACGAUGACGACGAGGAGCUGGUCGGCGCCGACGCCGUUGACGGCAUCGACACGGGCCGCACCAGUCGUACCAGCCCCGUCGACGAGAACGCGCAUCCGCCGCCGACGGCCGAGCAGAUCUACCACGCCAGCCUGUGGCCGUACCGGUAUCUUGGCAUGCAUUGCAAGGUCGAGGACGCCCUCGACCUGGAUGACCGCAUCUUCCCCCGCGCGAGCACCCGGCUGGGCCUCCGCCACCAGGCCGUCGUGCCUCCCUGGUACGGGCGGCCCGUGCGCUACGUGAAGCCGCUUGAGUUCAAGAAGUCCGGCAAGAACAACAGCAAGCUCACCAAAGAACAGCAGGCCGCCUUGGAGGCCGAGCGCCUCCAAAAGGAGAAGCGCCCCAAGUGGAUCCAGGACGAGCCGCCCGGAUAUGUCGAGCGAGGCGGCGAUGACACGGCGACGCUGCUCUUCAAGCCCCCGGAGGAAUGCGGCGUGAGCAUGUCAAGCGAGGCGCUGGAUGACUACAUGAGCACGGCCAGGUCGAUGGCCGUCUCCCUCGGCCUGCCGCCUCACUCCACGAACCUCCAGGAUGUCGCGAGAGACCUGCUUUUCCGCUGCGGCUUUGACCCAGCAAGGGCUCUCGAGGAGCUGGCCAAGACCCCCAAGGCCGAGUUCAAGGAGCCCGAGCUGACCCCGGCGGAGCAGAAGAAGUUCGAAGAAGGCGUCGCAAAGUAUGGGUCCGAGCUGCACAGCGUCAAGAAGCACGUCAAGACCCUGAGCGCCGCGACGAUAACCCGGUAUUACUACACCUGGAAGAAGACAGAACGGGGGAAGCAGAUCUGGGGCAAUUUCUCGGGGCGCAAGGGGAAGAAAGACGCGAAGAAGGCCGAGGCCGCGGCGAGCAAGCUGGCAGAUGAUAUCGCCGACGACCACGACGACUCGGCCUUCGACAACGACAAGGCCAGGGAGAAGAAGAAGUCCUUCAUGUGCAAGUUCUGCGGCACCAAGUCGUCGCGCCGGUGGCGGCGCGCUCCAGCCGCCGCGGUGACGCCCGUGACCGAAAACGGCGGAAAGAACGGCAACAAGGAAAAGAAGGACCAGUACAUUCAGGCCUUGUGCAGGAGAUGCGCGGAAUUGUGGCGGCGAUAUGCCAUCCAGUGGGAGGACAGUGAGGAGCUGGCCAAGAAGGUCGCUCAAACCGGCGGUCGCGGCUGGAGGCGCCGGGUCGAUGAGGACCUCUACAGGGAACUAGUCGCUGCAGACGAGAUGGCGAGCGACUCGCGACUCCCGACCCCUGACCCUGCUGCGACGGCAAGCCCGGCCAGCACUCUCAGCGGACAGCCAGCUGCUGCGGAGCCGCCCCGCAAGAAGCUCAAGAGCUUCGCUGAGAGGGAUGCUGUGGAGAAGACGCCGUCAGAGUCAGGUAGCUUGUCUGGCGCACCCGCUGCGAAGAAAAAGGAGAAGGCGACCGAGAAGCAGCAGCAACAACAACAGCAGCAGCAGCAGCGCCAACCCCCCGCGCCGCCUCCCGCGCCCGAGAUUCCAAAGCCGCGGACUCUUCCCUGCGCCAUCUGUGGGAAGUUGGAGCCACUGGGCGAUCAGCAUCUAUCUUGCAAGGAGUGUCGUCUCGCUGUGCACCGGAGCUGCUACGGUGUCGUUGACAACCGCGCCCCCGGAAAAUGGGCCUGCGACAUGUGUACCAACGACAAGAACCCACAGCUUUCGAUUCACUACAAAUGUGUCCUGUGCCCGGUCGAGUACACUGCGCACGACUUUGUGGAGCCGCCUAAGAUCUCUACGUCCCACAAAAAGAAGACCGAGAAGGAGCGCGAGCGGGAGCGGAUGGAGCGCGAGAACGCCCAGAGAGCGGCCGACUACUACCGCAAGAAGCAAGAAGAGAUGAACCGCCCUUUGAACCCCCGCGAGCCUCUGAAACGGACCGCCGGCAAUAACUGGGUGCACGUCACCUGCGCUGUCUGGACGCCCGAGGUGAAGUUUGGUAAUGCCAAGGCCCUCAGUCCCAGCGAGGGGAUCCCCCUGAUCCCGCGAGCGAGGUACGCGGAAGUCUGCAAGGUCUGCAAGACCGACGGCGGGGCAUGCGUGCACUGCCAUCAAUGCCACGCGCCAGUCCACGUCGAAUGCGCUCGUCAGGCCGGCUAUGUCCUCGGCUUUGACAUCACGCCGGUCAAGAGUUCGCGCCGGGAUCAGUUCCGUAUCGUCACCAUCAAUGGGGAGAGCGGCACCAUGACGGCGGGAGUCUGGUGCAAGGACCACCUGCCGACCAAGACGACCAUCCAUCGGAUGGACGAGCUGGUGGCCGAGACCGGAACAACCGCGCUGCAGCUCUACGUGCAGAAUUUCAAACAAGCCGAUUUGACCCUCACGGGCUGCGCGAGGAAGGCGAACCAGAUCACUGUCGCCUCCAAGAUGUCGACCCAACCUUCAUCAGCCACUGCUCAUCAGAACCGGCGGGCGUCACUUGCCGCCACGGCCAACGGCGACCAUGAAGGAGCGACGCCGAGCGCUCUCCAGCCUGGUGGCAAGAUCUGCCUGACCUGCGGUGUUGAUGUCAGCCCCAAGUGGCACGCCAUCGACCAGGUGCAGGAGCGGGAGCUUACGAAUGGCUAUUUUGGCAAUCUGGGCUCAGAGGCGCAGAAAUUCGUCGAGCAGCGCAGCUUCCAGUGCCACAAGUGCAAGAAGGCCGGCCGCCGGCCGGCUCCGCACCCGCCGGCCCCCAGGGAGCCAACGCCUUCCCCCGAGCCGGCGCGGCAGGCAUCGCAAGUCGCAGCGGCCUUGCUACCCCCGGUGCGCCCCGACGAGCCGAGACAUGCGAGGGCACCAUACGGCUGGCCGGCAGCCCCCAGCCCUUCGCCCGCUGUGCAGGCGCCGUUGCUUCAGGCCCCAGCAGCAGGCCCGCUUGGCGUCCCAAUUGCCCCUCCGGCGGUGCAAGCCCAGCCGGUAGCACCACCUCCCUUGCCUCCGGCUAUCGCCCCACGGGCACCGCCGGUUGUCCAGCCUCCUGCGGCAUAUGCGCCGUCCUCUCGCCCGUUCGACUGGCACCGACCCUCAGCGGGCCACGGCCCGCCUCCGCUGCACCCAUCCCGCGAUAUCAACGGGCGCCCUUCCCCGCCCCCUACCUCCAUCCCCCCGCUUGCGCCGCCAAAUCACCUCCGGCCUCCCCCAAUUAGCAUCCCCCACCCGUCGGCUCAAUCCCCGCCGACCGGCCACAUGACUCAACCCCCGUUUGUGAACAGCAUGCCGCCGUCACCUCGGCACGUCAGCGGUCCUCCCCCUCCAACGCUCAACGGUGGCCCGUACCACCCCCAUCACAACCACCCGCCGGCGGAUUUGCGACCACACCACAUGAUCAUGAAUUCAAUGGUCUCAGGGCCUCCACCCCCGGAGCCAUCGUCUCAGCCGCUCAACUUCCUCCGACAGUGGGGCGGCCACCAGAGCCACCAUCACCACGGCGGCCCGCACCACCGUGGCAGUCCGCCGCCGCCGCCGCCCCUGAGAGACAAUGGUCCCCCCGGUCCUCCUCCGCCCUCGUUGGGCCAUCGCGAACCGGCCAUUCAACAACCGCCGCCGGCACCUCCCGCACAACCGCAGCCGCAGAGGGAGAAUAGACCGGCCAGCGGGGCCAGCGCGAGCCCGUCGUUGAGGAACCUGCUUUCUUAGUGUUGGCGGCACUCGAAGCGCCUGGUGUGUUUUUCGGCGGGGCCGUGUUGUAUAAUGUUUGUACUUGCUUCCCUUCCGCUUUCCUUUUCUGUCUGUUUGGCAGGUUGAAAAGAGGAAGGCGAAAAACAUGGAGACAUUGCUUCCCCCCCCCCC